Messenger RNA from Marchantia polymorpha subsp. ruderalis, 3155 nucleotides. Lineage: Eukaryota; Viridiplantae; Streptophyta; Marchantiopsida; Marchantiales; Marchantiaceae. The record is from the annotation of a GenBank genome assembly.
GGCAAUGAAUGAAUGAGACGAGGAGCGCAGGAGCGCAGGAGGUUCGAGGCGAGGGUGGAGAAAUCGGCGGAGCUCGAGCUGCACGAUCGCUUGCCACUCGGCGAGAACGACAAGCGCGGGCAGGCGGCAGCUGCAGCUGCUGGAUUCUCUGGCAAUCAAUCCAUCGCAGCGCGCUGCCACUGUGGUGGAAUGGGCUUGGGCUUGGGCCUACUGGAGCCGCUCGCCUCGCCACCCGCGCUUGUGACUAGCCCCGAAAUUGCCCCACCCGCGCACUUAUCCCCAGCCCCUUCCUUCGCUCCUCCUUCGCCGUGGGCGCGUGUUGUGUCGGACGAGCUUCUGGUCGUCCUCAUGAGUAGCAGCAGCAGUCGUCGUCGAUCCCGAGUCUCCAAAUCCAAGAUCACCAGAAAAGGUGCAGCAGCAACAGCAACAGCAGCAGCAGGAAGAAGGAGGAGGAGGAAGAGGAAGUGAGUUGAGUUUAGUUGAGUUGAGUUGAUCCCUGGCUGUCUGGUGAAGCGAGGUGGAUCGAUGGUCAGGUGCUAUUGAUUGAUUGCUUGCUUGCUGGCCGCGAGGUGAGGAGCGAGGGGUUGGCAGGCAGGCAGGCAGGCAGGGGGUAGGGAUGGAGAGACAGAAUGUCUUCAAGAUGCCGCAUAGUGAAUCUAUUCUUGUGAUGCUUCUCUUGAUCUCGUGAAUGCGCCUGGACUGAGACGCAGGCAGGCAGGCAGCGAGGCGGGUGCACCUACAGAGCAGGAGAGAGUGUGAGAUUUGUGAGAUUUGUGAGAUUGUGAGAUUGUAUGUGAGAGAGAGAGAGAUUCAAGAGGACGGAGGAGGAGGAGGAGGCUGUUGUGUGAUUGAAUCGGGGCGGAAGGUGGUGAGAAUCACUGCAUCGGAGCGAGUGGAGGGAGGGAGGGAGUGGGAUGGUCAGGGCGGUGCGCGGGUGGUCGGGGCGAGGGGCUCUGUAGGAAAGGCAGGAAGGAAGCAGGUCGAUGAAUUGUGCCGGCGAGCAGGAGCAGGAGCAGGAGCAGGACGAGGAAGAGGGGCUGGAAUUGGCACCGGAAUUCGACAUCGAGGCGCAGGAGGAUUGCUGCCAGAUGGGGUGAAGGACUCAGCGGUCGAUCGAUCGAUCGAUCCUCUCGAGCGACAGCGGGAAGUUUCUGAGAUGUAGACUUCUGUCGUGCGUUCGGAGGCCAUCCGAGUCCAUCCAUUUCUCUGCAUUUGCUCGCUCUCGAUUCGCUCGGAUUCGAUCCGCUCCGCUCCGCCUCGCCUCGCUUCGCUUCCCUUCCGUGCGCGCGUGCCUGGUGACGUCUGGCUCAUAAUUCUUGCAAUCUCCGUGAUCCUCAUCGGGGCAAUCGGUGGGGGCAGGGGCGAGGGCGAGGGCGAGGCGCCAUGGAUCAGGACUACGCGACGGACGAUGGCAGCAUGGAGACGGAACUGCUGCAGCCGGCCAGGCACCGGCUGAAAUUCCCGGGCGCGGUGAAGAAGACGGCCUACAGCUUCGAUGGGCACGGCAAAUUCAGCAGCAAGGACUGGGAUCUGAAGGCGCGAGAGAGCGAGGGCUUCGCGUGGUACCACGUCGAGCUGCCGCGCUCGAACCAGCGCCUGACGCUGGCCGCGCAGUACCUGAUCGACAUUCUGUGCCCGCCGCUGAAGCUGCAGGAGAUUCUGGCGCUGGUGAGCAACGGGCCCUACUGCGGCUCCAUCGAUGGCGCGCUCGUCUUCCGCGUCAACUCGGCCGGCCCGACCACGAGCCAGUUCACGCACAAGAUCGCCGCGCUCGUAACGGACGACCGCGUGAUCAGCGUCUCGCUCGGGCGCAUCCCGCGCCUCGAGUUCUCGGCCGUGACGGCCGAGUCGCUGCUGCACGAGGUGCCGCGCCUCGAGUCCGACCUCGACUCGCUGCUGCCGCAGCAGCAGCCCACGAGCAUCACCACGAACUCGCGCGGCAUCACCAUCCAGGAGCAUGUCCUCGACUUCCUGCUCACCAUGAACCACCCCGAGCACGCCGACAACCCCAUCCCCAAAUGCGUCUCCAAUCUGCUCGUGCACAUCAUCGACACGCACGUCGACCAGCUGCAGGACAUCGUCAUCAAGCUCGAGAUGGAUCUCGACAACGUCGAGCGCGAACUCGACACCGGUGGUUACGUCGUGAAGAAGGAGAUGUUGGACGAUAGACGGUUUCCCAAGAUGCAUCUGGAUUUGCAAAGACUGCUGCAGGUGAUCGCUCAUGGAGAGCAAGUGUUUCCGAGAAUGAAGGAUAAAUGUGCGGGCAAGAAAUGGUGCACUCCGGAAGAUAUUGUCGAGCUGGAUGUACUGGUGGGCCGACUGCAUAAACUGAAGGAGAAUGUGGGCUUCAUCGCCAGCCGGAUCACUGCCAUUCAAGCUGGUCUGGACAGCUGGCAAGCCGAGCAGAUCAAUCGCAAGCUUUACUACUUAUCAUUUUUGUCCAUGAUUUUCUUACCCUUGUCGAUCGUCACUGGAGCAUUUGGCAUGAACGUAGGAGGUGUUCCAUGGACGAAGCAAAACGACCGAACUCUGGCGCAUGGAUUUCGCAAUGUUAUGUUCAUUUGUGCAAUCAUCGUGGUGAUGCUGCUGGCAUGCUUUGGAGCAAGUCCUCUGUAUUCGUACCUGUCCACUCGCAGGAAGAAUCAAGCGGCGAAGAAAAAGUGGCUCGGUAGUAAGAAGUCCAUUCGCAUCAGAAAUGGACAGCGAGGUUCAUACCUGCCACUCAACAACCGCACUAGUUCCAUGUCAAUGUAAAGAUUCGUUAUCUGUGCACUUAGGCACAGAACCUGUAGUAAAAAUUCACACGUAGCCCAUCACAUUCAAAGGGCUGGAACCGGACAUCUGUACAGAGAUCCAGUUCUGUUUUUUCUUGCAGGUUGCAAUCCAAUCCGAUCAGAGUUCCAUUUCGACGGUUUGCAUCGCCGCAUAUCGAGCAUGACUGCAGCUCUUUGGGCCCUCCCUCUUGGUUCAUCCACUUGUACACUAGAUAAUUUUUUGAUAAGGCCCAUCCAUCAUUGUUAAAUGCAGAAUCUGCACCCGGCGGCAGCUGCAAUACUUGCUUCUGCCUCGCAGGGCAGUGCAGAUGCUGCCACAUUAAAAAGUCUGAGAUGUAACGCAAUCCACAGUAAAUAUGUUCGUACUUUCAGACAUAUUCC